AAAUGCCAGUUUUCCAUACGAAAACUAUAGAAAGCAUUUUGGAUCCAGUUGCCCAGCAGGUCUCCCGUCUUGUCAUUCUCCACGAAGAAGCCGAAGAUGGCAAUGCCAUGCCCGAUCUUAGCCGUCCGGUACAAGUUGUAUCGGCUGCCGUUACCAAUCUUGUUAAAGUUGGACGUGACACCAUUAACAGUUCCGACGAUAACAUCCUGCGACAAGAUAUGCCAGCAGCAUUGAAUCGCGUUGAGACUGCCUCGCAGUUACUUGAAGAAGCUUCAGAUAUGUUGCGCGCCGAUCCAUAUUCAGGGCCGGCACGCAAAAAGCUAAUUGAAGGAAGCCGCGGUAUACUGCAAGGCACCUCUUCGCUAUUGCUUUGCUUUGAUGAAUCGGAGGUGCGUAAAAUUAUACAGGAAUGUAAGAGGGUUCUCGAUUAUUUGGCCGUCGCCGAAGUCAUCAAUACCAUGGAAGAUUUGGUACAAUUCCUGAAAGAUUUAUCACCCUGCCUGAGUAAGGUAUCACGAGAGGUUGGGGCUCGUGAGAAGGAGUUGACACAUCAGGUGCAUAGUGAAAUAUUGGUGCGAUGCUUGGAACAAGUUAAGAUUUUGGCACCGAUUUUAAUCUGCAGCAUGAAGGUGUAUAUCCACAUUGUCGAACAGCAGGGUAAGGGGGUGGAAGAGGCCGCGGAGAAUCGUAAUUAUUUGGCCUCGCGAAUGAGUGAUGAGAUCCAGGAAAUUAUUCGGGUGCUCCAAUUGACCACCUAUGAUGAAGAUACCAGUGAAUUGGAUAAUUUAACGGUGCUCAAGAAGCUGAGUAAUGCCAUUAACACGAAAGCGGAACUGGCCAAUGAUUGGUUGAAUAAUCCCUAUGCCCUGAAGGGCGGAGUGGGCGAGAAGGCCCUGCGGCAAAUUAUCGAUAAUGCCAAUGAAAUAUCGGAACGUUGUUUGCCACAAGAUUCCUAUCCCAUUAGGCGUACAGCUGAUGAAAUUUCCGCAAUGGCUAAUAGCCUGUGUGAACUGCGUCAGGAGGGUAAGGGUACCUCACCUCAAGCUGAAUCUUUGGCCAGGGCCAUUAGAGAAAAAUUGGGAGAAUUACAAUCGCAGAUACAAAAUGCCGUUGUCGGUGUAGAUAAGGCGGGAGUGCAACAGACAGCCCACACCAUCCAGGGUCGUUUGGAACAGGCUGUUAAAUGGUUGCAGCAUCCUGAGAUCAAUGAUGGCGGCCUCGGUGAGCGGGCAGUGAAUUUAAUUGUGGAAGAAGGCCGCAAGGUGGCCGAGGGUUGCCCUGGCCAUCAAAAGGCUGAGAUUAUGCAGCUCUGCGAUGAAGUGGAACGUUUGAAACGUCAGGCUGCUGGUAACAGCCCCGCUGCCAAGGAGGCAGCCAAGAAGUUGACCCACAAGCUGCAUGAGCUCAAGGAGGCCGUACAAAAUGCUUUGGUCAAUCGCAUUGUGCAGGAUUUCAUGGAUGUCAGCACUCCGCUGAAACAAUUUACCGAGGCGGUGAUGCUGCCCGAAGGUACCCCUGGACGGGAACAAAAUUUCAAUCAAAAAUCCAAUAAUCUCCAAGCGUUUUCCGAUCGUGCCUCAAAGACCUCCCGCAUGGUGGCAGCGGGUGGUGCUUGCGGUAACAAGAAAAUCGCCGAAAUUUUAUUAUCCUCCGCUUCGCAGGUGGAUUCCUUAACACCACAGCUAAUCAAUGCCGGGCGGAUUCGUAUGAAUUACCCUGCCAGCAAGGCGGCCGAUGAACAUUUACAAAAUCUCAAACAACAAUAUGCCGAUACCGUGUUGCGUAUGCGUACCGUUUGUGAUCAGGCUACCGAUCCGGCAGACUUCAUUAAAACCUCCGAGGAACAUAUGCAAAUGUAUGCGAAGUUGUGUGAGGAUGCCAUCCAUGGUAAACAGCCGCAGAAGAUGGUGGAUAACACUUCGAAUAUUGCCCGGCUCAUCAAUCGGGUGCUGUUGGUUGCCAAACAGGAGGCUGAUAAUUCGGAAGAUCCACAAUAUACGGCGAAGUUGAAUGCUGCCGCCAAUCGUUUGGAAAGUUCCCUACCCGCCAUGGUGGGAGAUGCUAAGCGGGUGGCGACCAAUAUAAAUGACCCUGCUGCCGCCCAUGCAUGGAAAUCAUCAUUCCAAAGGUUAUUGGGUGAUGUCAAGGAUGUACGCAAUGCCAUUGCACCACCCCAGCCACCACCAUUGCCCCAGGUGCCACCACCACCAAUUCCAGAAUUCAGUGCCAUGCAUUUGUCCAAUCAAAAUGCUGAACGUGCACCACCCCGUCCACCACUACCCCGUGAAGGUUUGGCACCACAACGUCCACCACCACCAGAGACCGAUGAUGAAGAUGAGGGUGUCUUCCGUACCAUGCCACAUGCUAAUCAACCGAUUUUGAUUGCCGCCCGUGGCCUCCAUCAAGAAGUCCGCCAGUGGUCAUCGAAAGACAAUGAAAUUAUUGCCGCUGCCAAGCGAAUGGCCAUUCUCAUGGCACGUCUCUCCGAUUUGGUUCAAUCCGAUUCACGUGGCAGUAAACGUGAACUGAUUGCCACCGCCAAACAAAUUGCCGAAGCUUCAGAGGAUGUAACUCGGCUAGCUAAGGAGCUGGCACGACAAUGUACCGAUCGUCGUAUACGUACCAAUCUCCUGCAAGUUUGUGAACGUAUACCCACAAUUGGUACACAAUUGAAGAUAUUGUCAACCGUAAAAGCCACCAUGUUGGGGGCCCAGGGCUCAGAUGAAGAUCGUGAGGCUACCGAGAUGUUGGUUGGCAAUGCCCAAAAUCUUAUGCAGAGUGUCAAAGAAACUGUUCGUGCUGCUGAGGGUGCUAGCAUUAAAAUCCGUUCCGAUCACACCAAUCGCCUACAAUGGGUGCGCCGCCAGCCAUGGUAUCAAUACUAAGA
Musca vetustissima is the source of this 2887-nucleotide messenger RNA. It is a transcript of the gene Vinc, whose product is annotated as vinculin. The record is from RefSeq and is a predicted model, not a curated record. The coding region runs from base 3 to 2885 and encodes 960 amino acids. The transcript is spliced from 6 exons. Gene Ontology annotation, biological process: cell adhesion. NCBI's taxonomy places the organism in Eukaryota, Metazoa, Arthropoda, Insecta, Diptera, Muscidae. Gene Ontology annotation, molecular function: actin filament binding.